Molecule: messenger RNA, 4513 nt
Organism: Scophthalmus maximus (turbot)
Lineage: Eukaryota; Metazoa; Chordata; Actinopteri; Pleuronectiformes; Scophthalmidae
Product: neurexophilin-1
Exons: 2
Coding region: 43-873 (276 amino acids)
Molecular function (GO): signaling receptor binding
Source: RefSeq, a predicted model, not a curated record
CGGAGGAGGAGGGGGAGCUGUGGGGUUUUACGCACCGGAACGAUGCAUCCCAACCGUGGCUUCAUCCUGCUCCUCCUCAACGGAACCGCGUGUUUGGUUGCCCUGGGUCAAGAAGAUGCGUCGUCCUCCGGCCCCAAGAGCUCCACAGACGACUCCUCCAAGACGCUGGGCGUCCUGAGCGAUCAGGCUCCCCUCUCGCCCCUGAGCCGCUGGAUGCUUCACAGCAAGAGCAGGGCUGCUAACGACACCGCUCUGGAGCUGCCCUACCGCUCCCCGGUCCCGUUCUCCAAGCAGGAGUUUUCCAAGCAGGAGUUCUGGGAGAUGUUGGGCAGCGACCUGCUCAAGCCCGACGCCUCGAGCUCCAGGGUCAAGCGGCGGCCCAUCGUUAAGACCGGCAAGUUCAAGAAGAUGUUUGGCUGGGGAGACUUCUACUCCAACAUCAAGACGGUGAGGCUGAACCUGCUGAUCACCGGCAAGAUCGUGGAUCACGGCAACGGCACGUUCAGCGUCUACUUCCGCCACAACUCCACGGGCCAGGGCAACAUCUCGGUCAGCCUGGUGCCGCCGGUCAAGGCGGUGGAGUUUGACCUAGAGCGCCAAAGCGUGGUCUACCCCAAGGACUCCAAGAUCUUCAACUGCCGCGUGGACUACGAGAAGGUGGACCGCAGCAAGCGCACUUCGCUGUGCAACUACGACCCGUCCAAGACCUGCUUCCAGGAGCAGAUCCAGAGCCACGUGUCCUGGAUUUGCUCCAAGCCUUUCAAGGUCAUCUGCAUCUACAUCUCCUUCUACAGCACGGACUACCGCUUGGUGCAGAAGGUUUGCCCGGACUACAACUACCACAACGAGAUGCCCUAUCUGCCCUCGGGCUAGGGGACUCGUGUGAGGGGAGGAGAGGUGGGAUGGGGACAGGACAAAAGGAGGGGACACCAGGAGGAAACCAGGCCGUGAAAAGUACCACAUCUUAAACUAAAUUUAAAUAACCCUUCUCUGUAGCCUGUCUGUUGCAAGAUGUAAAAACAUAGAUGCAAAAACAAAAACCUACAGUAAGCAGGUAGUGAAGCACCGGGAAUGUUUAACCACGGCAUUCGUUAACCUGGACGGGAAAAUCAAACUCCACCAACACGCACAUUCUUACCUCCGUCCCCGUUUUCCAAUAAAAACCCGCGUCCCGCCUCUCGCCGGCUGCUUCUCGCCUCCAUCAGGCCAUUCGUCAGUGUUGUCUGAACGUCCGUCUAAUCACCCGUUCGCAGCGUUUCUCUUCUCCGAUUCACCGGAGAGUUGCGUUAAAAACCCGCGACUUUGUUGCGAACAUCACGCAGCGUUAAAACCUCAUUUUGCCGUGAAAAAAGGAAAAACAAUCGCGAUUUCAUUCGAGUCCAGAGGGAACUCAAAUCACAACUUACCCCCCAACAACUGAUGAAUGUCAAGUUUUACACUCGCCGCCUUUUUUUAAAGGGCAUCUUCUUUUCAUGUGAGCUCGAGUCAAUCCCGUAACAACACUAAUACGUUUCCUCGUCUUGCUCUGUCUCUUGCGUACCGCUCGCAUCCAUGUGUUUCCGCCAUCGGGACAAUGUCACGUGUUUAGCGGCGGAAUGUGAUUACUACACGCGGCCUGUUGCGUCUCUUCCAUUUCAAUGAUAGACGGGGGAGAAAAAAGAAGAAACAGGAAGAGAUAAAGGAAGAGGAAAAAAAAGGCCCCCAAAUUUGCAAGCAAAAGCAAUUGCUCCGCAAAGAUUCAGGCCCAGGGCUUAAGACGAGCUCAGUGCGAGGGAAAUAACUAGAUUCUGCAUAGAGACGGGAUUGGAGGAUUGGCCCCUCCGCACAUAAGAGAGAGAGGGAGUCGGGGGAGAGAGAGAGGGAGCGAUUCACUGAGCUCUUUUAAUUAAAGUGGAGAAGGAGAUGUAGAGUGUGCGGCUCCGUCUAUUGUCCCCUCUGUAUGAAAAAAGAUUACAUUUUGUUGCCGUCAGGAUUCCUGAUUUCACGCCUUGAUAACUUUGACUGCGUGUGUGGGGGGGGGGGGGGGCGCGCGAUUGCUCUCCUCCGACAAAUACUGUGUUCACCAAAGUCGGCGCCGGUUAUCUUGGAUAAAUGAAAAUAUUAACAUAAUAAUUACGUAUGAUUUAAUCUCCUUUAAGAACUAAUUAAGGUUUCAACGAGAGGGCGAAAAAAAAAACAAAAAAAACCCUGCAUUCCUAAAAAAUCCAGUCAGCGAGUAAAGGAGGAGGAUGAGAGAACGAUUCACGGGGAGCGGAGCCGGCAGUCAAAAGCUCGGCUCGGAGUUAACCGCUCUCAUUAAGAUGAAUGGCCGCGGGCUUGGCCCAUCUCGCGUCGCCCUCACAAACAAUAUCGGAGGAGAGCGGGGCCGCACAGCGGAGCCAUGAAUUAGGUUACUUGACAUUUGUGCGCUUAAAGGUUACUGCUAUCGCAGCUUGUGAGGACACGGUGAUUUGCCGCUUCAUUAGCGACGGAGCGGUGACAAAAGACUGGUGUGAAGAAGUCAUUAAACCGGUGGUAUCAGAUAGCGGCUCUUUGAUGCUCGCGCGUGCUGCGAUAUCAGGGAUGUAGCCAGGAUCGGUGCCUGCGCACGGCUUGGCUGGAAGCUGUGCAGGGAUGUCCCGGGUGGACUCAGUUGAUGGUCACCAUGAGGAAGCCCCCUUGUGGGGGGGUGGGAGGGGCAUGAGGCCCGACACAGAGGCAUCACAACUUAGUGUGAGAGCAGGAGUACAUGAGGCAAAACAAAGUCACAAGACUAAAGAUGGGAUUAAAGGUUUUUGAAUUUACUCAACCAAGCCAAACCAAAUCAACGCGUCCCACAGCAAACAAGUUCUGCAGGAGACGGCAUGUGACUGUUGUGUAUUCUAAUCACAGCAGACAUUUUCGUACAUGUACCAGCUCGUUGACAACACGUCGCGUGUCUAUCUGGCUUUUUACCACUUCCUUCACAAUCAAGGAUCCUCCUCACAGGGAGGAUUUUCCUUAAGAGUCUCCCAUCGAUCACAGAGGCCUCGGCGAGAGAGAGAGAGAGAGAGAGAGAGAGAGAGAGAGUGCCGAUACACAUUCUGAUUCCUGCCACACGUACAGUCCCAGUGGAACUUAGACCACAGACGUAGAUUUGGCAGAAGCCAAACGUCCCGACACUCGUCUGAAGGUCCUUCUCCUCUGCCGCUGGACGAAACACAAAAGCCUCAUGAAAGUAAAAUGCACCGAGCGGCGUGACCGAGCCGCUGCCUGUUGCUUCUGUCCACCCGUUCCCUCGCCCCCUCUGCCCCCUUUCUGCUCCAGACGUCUGCAUGUCACUCGGCCUCAUGCCCCCGCCGUCCCCACGCUCUUGUCCUCGUCCUGUGUGUGUGUGUGUGUGCGAGACCCAGCUGGCUGGCCUCAGCCCCCCGUGCCCUCUCCGCCUCCCCUACCCUGGCGCUGAACCCUGCAGUGGGUAGUUCCUCAUUGCCGCCCUCCUGCACACAGCGUCGAGCUAAGCUGGCUAAUCUCCGUGAGCUUAGUGCCGAAGCCGACCGAACAUCGGCAGUGAGAACAUCCCCCCUCCCUCCCUCCCUCCCUCCCUCCCUCGUCCAUCUAGCUAUUUCUCUCUAUAUCUAUAUCCCAUCAAACAAAUGCGUGAGCAGACACAGUCUUAAGAUGUGCUGGUUGAGCUUUCUCUUUUCUCUCUCCUGUUCAAAGCAUCUUACAUAAAUCUUUGGAUUGUAAGGACAUGAAAUCUCCUCAAGAGCAUGCUAACAGAGUGGCCCGACGCAGGUACGCCCCAGUAACCUCAAUACCCCCCUCCCCCCACCCCUCCUCUUGCAGAGAGAAGUUGGAUACUCACACAUGUUGGAAUAAAAACUGGGCAACACAAGAGAAAACAAGGAGACAUUUUUGGGCCACCUGUGGAGGAGAAGAAACCCCUUUACUCUGCUCCUCACCAAUCCCCUACCCCGCCCCACCCAGAUUUACAGCAAUACCCCCCCGAGACUCCGCCCUCUCCGCCUGUCCGGCUGCUGGACUACACGUUUCAGAGACGGUCGUGUUGCUGCGGGACGGACGGUUGUUGGACCUGCAGCAGCCGUACUGUCGGUGACCCAUCGAGUGCCAACGGACGGAUAUUUUUGGCCUUAAGAGACUUGCAACACAACACGGGUCCGCCCAGCGAACGAAUAGUAACAAAACUCUACUGUCGAAUACAAAAAUAUACAUAUAUAUAAAUAAAUAUAUAUAUAUAUACACAUAUAUAUAUAUAUAUAUAAAGGCUAAAAGUCCUCAGAUCUGAAUAAAGUUGUAUUUAAAUGUGGGUCAUGCAGUGGAGGUCGUCUGUUUUAUCUUUCUGUUCCUCAUGGUUUUGUUUUUCUCUCUGUAUCAUGUGGAUGAUGAUUAUACUGUAUGGAUGAUGAUGAUGAUGAUGAUGAUGAUGAUGAUAUGAUGAUGAUGGCAAUUAUUGUGGUUUUCAAACACAAAUUUAAAAAAAAUUCAAUAAAGUACCCAGAAGUACUUCGAGCCACUUUGAGUGUAAGAGAAA